Molecule: messenger RNA, 6510 nt
Organism: Dermacentor silvarum
Lineage: Eukaryota; Metazoa; Arthropoda; Arachnida; Ixodida; Ixodidae
Gene: Axud1
Product: cysteine/serine-rich nuclear protein 3-like
Exons: 6
Coding region: 361-1713 (450 amino acids)
Biological process (GO): regulation of transcription by RNA polymerase II
Cellular component (GO): nucleus
Molecular function (GO): sequence-specific DNA binding; DNA-binding transcription factor activity, RNA polymerase II-specific
Source: RefSeq, a predicted model, not a curated record
CAGUUGUGUUCCAUUUAGGUGUGUGUUUUCUCCUGGCGAGCUUUCGUGAUACGGUCGCCAUUCAUUCCCGUGGAAGCUUAAGCCCGUGAGGUGUUGGUCGUGACCCAUUUAUGCGUCUACCAGUCUGAUCACAAGCUUUUUCAAUCUUAUGAUCCCAUACAUUGAACCAACAACCAAGGUGCUGGGACGGCCGGAGAUGCACUUUUAGAUAGGACGCAACAAAUGCGAAUCAACAAAACAACCACACGGGACGCAGCCGCAGCGAAGAAGGCGCGCAACCGGAAGCGCUGCCGGUAGCGCAACUCAAUCGCAGCGCCAUUGGUCAGUGACGGCCUCGGAAAACACACCAGGGGUGCCCUUAUGUCUGAAGCCAUCCUGGGUCUGGAGUUCGGAAAGCCACAGGCCCCUCCAUCCAUGAAUGGGGGGGACAACCCUGACAACAAUGAAGCCCAAAGGCCAGAGGAGGCAGAAGAUGACGAGGACGGUCCACCCCCGAGCAAGCGCAGCAGGCGCCGAAAAACAGUCGGAUUUGACAGCGUCACUGUUUACUACUUUCAGCGCAUGCAAGGCUUCACGUGUGUGCCCAGUCAGGGUGGAUCCACGCUCGGAAUGAGCCCUAUGCACGUGGAGAAGCGCACAUUCAGUCUGCAGCAGCAUGCCCACGAGCGGCGCAGGCUGCAGUUUGGCGAGGUUGACUGUAGCAACACAUCGUCGUCUAGCUCUCUGUCUCCAGAUGACACUGCUGGACCUUCAGCCGGGGAUGGUGGCAAUGCAUACCAGGGUGGCAGUUCCGCUCUAGAAGCCGUCGAGGACACUCCAGAGGAAGACGAUGCGGAGACGCUGAGUUACCUGCAGCCCGUGCCAACACGUCAGCGGCGGGCGCUGCUGCGUGCCAGUGGGGUGCGCAAGAUUGAUGCAUUGGAAAAGGAGGAGUGCCGUGACAUCCGGGCAUCGCGGGAGUUCUGUGGCUGUGCCUGCAAGGGCCGUUGCUUGCCAGAAACCUGCUCCUGCUCCAUUGCAGGCAUCUCUUGUCAGGUGGACCGGCUUUCGUUCCCAUGCGGCUGCACCCAGGAGGGCUGUGGCAACACUUCAGGCCGUACUGAGUUCAAUCCAGUCCGAGUGCGUGCCCACUUCCUGCGCACGCUCAUGCGUCUCGAAAUUGAAAAGCAGGGGGCGGCAGGCGACCUGACGGGCGACCUGACUGGUUUCCAGUGCGUCAAUCCCCACCAGCUGAUCUACUACAAUGCAGCUGCAGCGGUGGCUGCAUCUGCGAACGGGACUGCAGCACCUGGUGUCAUGGCCCUUCCUGCUGCAGCGUGCCAUUACAGCUCGGAAGAGGAAGACGAAGAGGACAGUUCUUACUCGGAGAAUUCUGACUACUCCACGGAGGAGGAGGAUGGCAGCGGCGGCGAUGCCACUGACCUGACUGAUGGCAGGCCCGGCUCUCCACACCGGGACUACACGGACCUCAGCUGUGCAGUGGCCAGGGGAAGCCCCGCACUGGCAUCACGCGGUGUCGUGCCGGUGGACCCUGUGUUUGUGGGUUGUGGAGACUGCGCCACUGACGGACUGAUGGUGUCCCCAGCGGAAGGCUCUCAGGCGGCCUCUUCGACGACUGAGGAGGGCGAGGGAUCCUCGUCGACAGCGACUACCGACAGCACCUUUGGCGAGAUCAUCAAGGCUUCACUGGGCGAAGUGGCCACCUUGUUGUGAAAGAAGCCAGGACACUUUUCCCUUGUGACUGCGGGAGGGCCACCAUGUGGUCCCCUGUUGAGUUUUCAAAAACUGGGUGUGCUGGACUUGCCAUGUCAUUCGCAUGCGUAUAGCUUGCAGUGCCCAUUUUCCUCAGGCAUGCCCAUGAACAUUUCUUUUGUUUUCCUGUUCUUUGUUUUGCUUACUGUUUUGUUUGUGUGGCUUUCCAUAAUUACAUUCUUAUGGUCUAGAAAUCGUAUCUGCCUUUGGCAGUAGUCAGUCAGUAGCAUGCUGUUUUUUGUCCAGCAAAUGCGCAAUUUGUAUGUGAGAAGGCUUCUGUGUGCCAAGUACAUGCAUUAUAUGGAGCUGUAUAGCUCAUGUACUUGCAUGUUGAGUGCAUGUCUGUAGAGUGUGCACAGUAUACAUUAUACUGUGCACACCGUGGAGUAUACAGGGUGCAAGGAACGGUGUGCAGGCACUUAAAAGCAAGCCACCUAGUAUGGGAUGUCAGAGUGACACACGGCACAGGCAGUGAUGGUGUGCCAUUUUUUGUUUCCUCAAUAGCGCCCGCAGAUGCAGUGAUCAUUAACCAUUUGCCCAGAGAGUUUUCAGUAGGAUGCUCAUUUGGCGCAUCAAGUGUGGCUAGUAUGUCUGGCAUCACUCGAAGCUUGAACUGCUGAUGCUGUGAGCAGAAUGGGCGUAGUAGUGGAAAGCUUGUGAUGGCAAUGACUGAAACUCCAUCCUGUUGGCGUAAAAAUGGAUCUCUGUCGUGCUAGCUCACAAGUUUCAGCAGUCAUAACUGACGUGAAAGUAAUGGUACUCUCUUGGGCAUCAUGGUUGUCAGAGAUAUGCUGAACUUGCCUUGGAGAACAAGUGAAGUUGAUUGUUCGGGAAAAGGCAGAUGCCAGGGAAAACUUUUUGUGGGGGAGGCAGUUUCUUUCGAGCAUGUCACAGAUCUUAAUAAUGCAAAUUAAUUCUUGUAUGGAAGAAUUGAUUAAUCAUAGGUAGCGGAAAGAGAAUUUAUAGCGAGGGUUCAUAGUUCUCAGUAUUUUGUUUCUUGAAUUUUUGGCAUACUUCUUUUUAAUUUGAAAGAACAGUUUUCAGUUUUUGUUUUCUUCAGUGACUAGUAAGUCACUCCAAAGCAUCAAAGCUUACUAUAUCUUUUUGCAGCUGUUGAUGUUUCCAGAUUGGUAUUGUUGCAAUAUGUGCCAUCACAUAUUUCACAGUACCCGUUUUUUUUUGUUCUAGUGAGUGGUAAAAUGUCUGAAUUUGUAAAUGUGCCACAGAAACUGUAUUGUUGUGUACAGACGUGCACAGAUGUGUGUUGUUUAAAACAGUUUUUAGAUCUCGAAAUUUUUUGUGUGCGUUUUGGUCUAACUGAAAACUAUGAACCCUAACUGUAGUGGUAGUGAUGCAGUACACACUAGGUAUGAAUCCCACAUGCAUGCUAUACAGAGAAAUUAACUCCUCCACCAUACUGUGUCAGUCUUCAAAGCAUGAAAGGCUUCCCAAUGACAUCCCAUCCAGGCUUGUACUUAGUGCCGGGAAAGAAAAAGUCAGAUGUACGCCUGUCCGUCAGUGGAAGCGGUCAGAGCUGCUCUGAACCAUAUUUUUCCAUAACUACUUUAAGAAGGCAGCAUUGGAUUUUUGGUUCAGAAUUUGGAUGUUUUUGGUUCGAAAGGACGUGGAGACGGAAAGUACAACAAUGUUGGAGGCACCGACGGUAGCCAGUGCAGCUGCCAUAGCCAAGCAUCUGACGACCCUGCUGUUAGAUUGCAGCCUGCAACGUCAUUAAUUGCUUCUAUAUGUUGCGGCCUACACUGUGCGCAGUGUAUUUCUCUCCCUUAAUAAGAACUGUCAUCAUAUUACAGUGCACGUAGUGCAUGCAGUGCAGUUUUAUUUUCUGCCAUUAAUGCUGUCUGCAUCCGUGUGUUAACAGCUGUGUUGCUACUAAGGCUAUGCACAUCUAAGCACACAUUACUAAAGAAAGGAAGUGCACGUGAGAACAACGAUUGUUAUUGUCAUGGUAUGAGGGUACACCCACUAAGGGUGUAAAAUUUUUGUUAGGAAAUAUUCCCAGCUCGGUCUUUUGUGUGAGAGGCAUGGUUCAGCGGACCGAGAGUACUACUGUUCAUUGGCAGUAAUAAUGGCGGCAAGGGGGCAUGCUUGCGCCAUUUUGCAGGUCACGAAUUCAAGCGGACAAAUCCCACUCAGCCUUGUGUGCAAUUGUUUGUGACUGUUCUAGCUGGACAUCGCUAAGGUGUAACUAUGGUGGCGAUGCCCACAUAUGUGUUGUCAAAGCUUGACUUGGAGAGAAGGCAUUUCAUGCUUCAUACCUACCUUUGACGACGAAGCAAUCUGCAGAUAUAUUUUUUUUCUUUUUUGUGUGUCUGUGGUGUUCAUGCUCAAGAAUGCUCGAAUGUCAAGCAUGCCAGUCAUAUUCUAUCUGACAGAAAUGUCUGGUAGUACCAGGAAAGCUGCAUUGACUCUCGUUAGUUCCUUACCAUUGUGAGUGUAGUUGGGGAUGCUCACAGAAUCUAGUGUUGUUCAGGGGAUGUUCAAUUAAUGCUCGUGGACAAGGGAUCCUUCUUGAGCGUUCCUUAUGUGGAGUGUGUAGCUUCACAUGGAUAAGUAACCUAGAAAAGGAGUGAGCUUGUAAUGGCGCCAUUAUGUUGUUGCGUUUAUCAUAAUUUUCCCUCCUUACAAGCUUUUGGCAUCCAUGGUCAUGGAGACCACCUAAAGGGUCAUGUUCUGCCCGUGUGCCCUCUUUUUGCCACCACAGUGUUUUGUUUUCAAGAUGUGCUUUUAGUGCAUAUACUUUGUUGAUGCAGACUGACACAUGACCUAUCUGUGGUUAAGAAAACCUCUUGGCUAGCAGCAGGACUUCACUAGUACCUUUGCAACGGUGCUUGAUGAUGCCCUGGCAGUGGAGGCCAGUGCUGCUUACCAUAAUGUUGCGCAUUUGAUGCCUGUCAGAUGAGCGCUGCCAACCCGUCAAGUCAAUCCUGCCCAUCUUUCAAUCCAAAAGCUUCCUAUAUGCCCACGGUUCUUUUGGAAAGUGUGCUUAUUCAUUUACAUUGAGACAGUAUGUUUUUAAUUGAACAAAAAUGUUUGAAUUAACAACAUAAAGACGAUUAAGUUAAGAACAAUUAAGAAGAACAACAAAGAGACCUGAAGCAACUUCUGUACACUGCUGAGAAGCUCUCAAACUAUUUUGUCACAUGUUGAGCCUAAAUUAUUUAUUAAUGGUCAUGAAAUUUUGAUUCUAAUUAAACUGAGGUCAUUGCAUAACAAUCAAAGCAGUAUAGGCACAGAGAAGGCUUUCUCCCCAAAUCGCAUCGCUAAAACAGAGAUAACAGUGCAAAUCAAAUUGGUAGAGUGUACCAAUCUGUGCAGGAUCAGUGUUUUGCUGAGAACAUUGCCUCAAUAGUGUAAGGUUCUGCACUUGAGCAUCUUGUAAUUUUUACCCCCCUCAAUUCUUAGGACUGUAUUUCAGAAGAACAUUUUCAAUGAAUAUACCUAGGCAUGCUUUAAGCCUUUUUCUACUUUAGGGAUUGGCUAUUUGGAAGCAAGAAAAGGUUGCUUAGAUUUUGCAUAGUAUUAGCGUUAUAGAUAGCAUUUACAUGGCCCACUAACUUGCCUUUUGUUGUCAAUUGUCGGUAUUGGUUGGAACCAUUUUCUGAAAGAUCCCUACAUUACUUUACAGAAGGUUAAAGGCAUAUAUUAAUGAGAUGCUUUAUUGUUGCUGUUCAUGCUCUUCCUAUUGUAUAUGAGUGAUAGCUUGCUUGGAGCCCUUCAUUCUGAGGGCACAUCGUCCGUCCAUUAGCCACUAACUUCGUAGCAUACAUUAGGGAAGGCCCACAAAUACAGAAACCCUACCAUAGGGAGGCCAAACAUCCGAGUGGAAGCAAACUCUCUUUUGCCAAGCAUUGAAACUAGCAGGCCAUAUUUGGAACCCAUAUAUAUAGGUGUACCGAAGUGAAAGUGUAUUUGCUUCUUUGAGCUUUCCUAUAACAUUUUUUGUAAAAAUGAAAGAAAAACAUGUUUUAUUUGUAACAUGAAUUGGCAGUUCAGAAAGCCUGGCACAAUCCUUAUUUGCCAGGAAUAGCAAAUAUUUUUUUUUCUUUGGCAGAAAAAUAAAAAAGUUUUCAAUUCCUUUUGAACCAACAGAGUACUUGUUCAGAAUUGAAGAGCUUCAGUGUGUUCACUAGGUUUGACUAACCGAAAAAAAAAGGCAUUUUAAGUUCCUCAGUUUAGGGGAACAAUAGGGUUGGCAGCGCUGCAUCAAACAGCCCAUGUUUGCCUACUCUCUUAUUUUCCCCCCUUGUGUGUUCCCUGCUCAUCUUUUCUAUAUCUGUACACCAUUGUCUGCCAUGUGGAAAGCUUGUUCCAUGACUUGAGUGGUGGUGUGUACACUGCUGGUACUUGAGCGAAACUGUGAUGAUGGGGCUCGUUUGUGUUGCACUUAAGUUUGAGACUUCCAGGGCACAAGAUAGAAGCCUUUGUUUCAGAGCCAAGAGCCAUAUGAUAUACUGUCUCAUGCUGCACUGUGACCAAGCCGCCCCCCCCCCCCCUCCCCCUCAUACACACAAAAAGGUCCCAACGCUAUUGCAGACAUUUGGUGUUGUUUGUUUUCCAUUGAGGCUUGUGUGUUUUUCCUUUUUUUUUUCCCCUAAUGACUCUGAAGGACUUGCAGAACGUUUAUUUUGAAUAUGUGUACAAGCAGUUUCAACACAGUGUCCCAAGUGCAGUGAUGCUGCUUCUGUACGGUUCAUUGCAUUAAAGAUUGCAGAAGAGUUCUGCACUGAGGUGUUUCUG